Molecule: messenger RNA, 403 nt
Organism: Leptinotarsa decemlineata (Colorado potato beetle)
Lineage: Eukaryota; Metazoa; Arthropoda; Insecta; Coleoptera; Chrysomelidae
Product: glutathione S-transferase 1-1
Biological process (GO): glutathione metabolic process
Molecular function (GO): glutathione transferase activity
Source: RefSeq, a predicted model, not a curated record
AUACUGUGACAAUUGCCGAUUUUCAAUUGAUAACAGCGACCAUGUGUCUCGAAUCUAUCAACUUCGACAUAAGCCCUUGGCCUCUAGUUAAAAACUGGUAUGACACAUACAAAUUGGAACAUCCAACUUUAUGGAAAAUUGUUGAAGCGGGAAUGAAAGAACUUUCGAAAGUAGUGUCCCAGAUUUGAGUCAUAUUAUUUACACCAUUCUAUCCAUCCAGUAAGGAUAUAAAAAUACAUAAAUCACUUUUCUUAUAUAUUGGUAAUUAUCUGAACGUUACUCAGAGAUAAUAGAAUAUCGAGUUGUGUGUAACCAAAAUGAAUGGAGUUCGAGUAAAGUUAUUUAUCAAAUAAUGUCAAUUAUCCCAAAAAUUUAAAUAAAUAUUUUCUUUCUCAAUACGAAA